ACGAGCACCCGGCUUAAAAGGCGACGCCCAUUUGACCGAGAGCGAGAGAGCAACCGGAACCGGAAGGCACCAUCGCCAGUCCUCCACCACCAACCACACAGAGCCAAGAAGAACUCCAAGAUCGCCUUGCUAGCUAGGAGGAGCAACAUCUAGCGCCCAGGCUCAAGCCAUGAUGUGGGAUGGAGGCGUCGAGCACGGCAGCCAGGAGGCCGCGCACCAGCUGCUCCCGUGGCUCGGCGCGGCGCCGCUCGCCGAGCCGGCCGCGGCGGCGGGGUUCGGCGCCAUGGGGGCCUACGGCGCCUGCGACGGCGUCAGCGUCGGCGGGCUCGGGCUCGGGCACGGCGGGGUGUUCGGGUUUGGCGGCUUCGACGCGGUGCCGCAGCAGCAGCAGCGCGCGGGCGCGGCGGAGGGGAGCGGCAAGGCGGUGGUGUCGGGGCUGCUGGGGAGCCUGCAGGCGGAGCUGGGGCGGAUGACGGCGCGCGAGAUGAUGGACGCCAAGGCGCUGGCGGCGUCGCGCAGCCACAGCGAGGCCGAGCGCCGGCGCCGGCAGCGGAUCAACGGGCACUUCGCCAGGCUCCGCAGCCUCCUCCCCAACACCACCAAGACGGACAAGGCGUCGCUGCUGGCCGAGGUGCUGGACCACGUCAAGGAGCUGAAGCGGCAGACCUCGGCGAUGAUGGUGGCCGCGGCCGCCGCCGUCGCUGGCGGCGGCGGCGACGACGAUGGCGGCGCCGGGCCGGCGCGGAUGCUGCCGGCGGAGGCCGACGAGCUGGCCGUGGACGCGGCGGCCGACAGGGCCGGGCGGCUCGUGGUCCGCGCGUCGCUCUGCUGCGAGGACCGCCCGGACCUCAUCCCGGACAUCGUCCGGGCGCUCGCCGCGCUCCGGAUGCGCGCGCGCCGGGCCGAGAUCACCACGCUGGGCGGCCGCGUCCGGAGCGUGCUCCUCAUCACCGCGGACGAGGGAGCGGAAGAUGAUCAGGGCUGCGACGAGGACGACGACGGGCGCUGUCCAAACGCGCGCCAGCGCGGCGGCGAUGGCGGUCACGGGCGCGCCGCGUCGCACCGGAGGCACGAGUGCAUCGCGUCGGUGCAGGAGGCCCUGCGCGGCGUCAUGGACCGCCGGACGGCGAGCAGCGACACCUCCUCCUCCGGCGGCGGCGGUGGCGGGAGCAUCAAGAGGCAGCGCAUGAACUACGGCGCGCAGGAGCAGUGCGUGUAGUCCAGCCCGUAGCUUCAUCAUGCUGGAGUAUUAUCCUUUGCAUGGAUGCAUGCGUAUGAACGCAUACAUGCAAGUUAUUUAGCAUAGCUAGUGGUACCAGUUCAGCAGUCGUUUCAAGCUUUGUUGCCGUGGUUUCCUUUGGGUACAAUGGUGGGGUGGGUGCAUCAGUGCAUGCCUCUGCAUGCAUGAUGGGAAAGGGUGGUUCAGGAGGGAGCGUUUUAUGUAUCCCUUUGUAUGUUCAGGUAGCCGCACUGAUUAGUGAAUUGGCAUGUACUGGGAAAACGGUGAUAUACAUGGGUGUACAAAUGCACAAUCUCUCGGGUAUAAUGCAAGGUGGAAUU
Messenger RNA from Panicum hallii, 1560 nucleotides. RefSeq names its product transcription factor bHLH30-like. Gene Ontology annotation, molecular function: DNA-binding transcription factor activity; protein dimerization activity. Bases 170 to 1219 code for a protein of 349 amino acids. The transcript has 2 exons. Lineage: Eukaryota; Viridiplantae; Streptophyta; Magnoliopsida; Poales; Poaceae. Gene Ontology annotation, biological process: regulation of DNA-templated transcription. The record is from RefSeq and is a predicted model, not a curated record.